Microcebus murinus (gray mouse lemur) is the source of this 580-nucleotide messenger RNA. It is a transcript of the gene DBI, whose product is annotated as diazepam binding inhibitor, acyl-CoA binding protein. Lineage: Eukaryota; Metazoa; Chordata; Mammalia; Primates; Cheirogaleidae. Gene Ontology annotation, biological process: fatty acid metabolic process. Gene Ontology annotation, cellular component: mitochondrion. The record is from RefSeq and is a predicted model, not a curated record. Gene Ontology annotation, molecular function: fatty-acyl-CoA binding.
GCGCCUCUAAAGGCGCUCGCCAGUGGAGUCCUUCGCUGCCGCUUCCUGCUCCUCGCUGCGUCUUCGAGCCCGGGGUCCGUGCCGCCCUGCCAGGAUGUCCCAGGCUGAAUUUGAGAAAGCUGCUGAGGAGGUUAAGAACCUCAAGACCAAGCCAGCGGACGAUGAGAUGCUGUUCAUCUACGGCCACUACAAACAAGCGACUGUGGGCGAUGUAAACACAGAACGGCCUGGGAUGUUGGACUUCAAAGGCAAGGCCAAGUGGGAUGCCUGGAAUGAGCUGAAAGGAACUACCAGGGAAGAUGCCAUGAAAGCUUACAUCAACAAAGUAGAAGAGCUAAAGAAAAAAUAUGGAAUAUAAGAGACUGGAUUUGGCUGCCAACCAUGCAUUUAACCUAAACUGAUACGAUGCCUUGUUUUUUCUAAUCCUGUGGAUGAGGUGAAAUAGUGAAAAUAGCCAGGUAACCUAGUUCCUCAAGGCUGUUCAGGAUACGACUCUAACAGAUUAGGGGCUAAAACGAUUACUGACCUUUCCCAAGUAAUUUUUAUCUGAGAUCAAUUAAAAGUAUAUUUGUUACUUUAA